Messenger RNA from Candidula unifasciata, 1046 nucleotides. Lineage: Eukaryota; Metazoa; Mollusca; Gastropoda; Stylommatophora; Geomitridae. The record is from the annotation of a GenBank genome assembly.
AUGAACCGAACAAGCGUAAGGUCACACGGAAGUACCAACACACAGAACACAAGCACAGACAAAGUGACUUUGGAUCGGUCUGACUCUUCAGUUACUAAGUUGUGUGACCUGCACGUGUACAAGGUGCCCCCGGAGCUGUGGCGAGACAACCUUAACAAUGUCCUCAACAAUGCCAUCACAGAAACAGUUUCUGUAGGCAUCAUCAGGGUGCCCGAGGAGCUACGCCUGGCAGAGCUGAGGGACGAGGUGAAGCAGCAGUUGACCAUCCGGGGAGUGGACCUUGUGCCCAGGGAGUUUGUCUUUCUGAGGAGCGUCGGACGUAGCCUGACUACGCUGCGAGGAAAGCAAGAACAGCAACUGAAGGCCAAGCACUUCCUACCGCCAGUGGCUGUUGUCCCAGAACUCUACAUUCUAGAGGUGACACCGGACAUCAGAGAGGCUCUAGCAAAUAGUGACGCUUUUUCGUCGCCUCUCUCACAGAGGGCAUCGCCUUCACACACAGCUCUCCCAGCUUCUCACUGCAGCGGAUAUAGGGGUGAGUAUUCUCUUCCUAACAAUCCUAACUUUAGCAAAUCUUUACACCACCAUAGUACUCCGUACAGUGCACACAAUAGCAAUCCAUACAUCGAUAACAAUACAAACAACGAUAUUUACUGGUAUAGCACAGUUGUUGAGAGCCCCGGCAAAGACAAGCGAGAAUUUAGCAAUUACCGGUCUGUAAGGGGUUGGCCAAGACAAUCGGAGCACGGAAAUGCCAUCAACAGGUCUGGCAGGCAUCUUCCUCGCAUUCACACAAUAGAUACGUACCACAAACAAGUCCCUCACAUACGCACGCCCCACAAACAAGUCCCUCACAAAUACACCACACACAGGUCCCACAAACAGCUCCCUCACGCACGCAGUCCAGAUGUGUCCAUCGAUAAACUUCAGCGUUGGUCAGCAGGAACCGACCGAGACGACAGCCCGGAUGGGUCCAACAAUGGAGACUUGUCACAAGAUGACCAGUACGGCAGACGUCAUAAAGGUCAAGAUGGCGGCAGGUCAAG